Adineta ricciae is the source of this 1599-nucleotide messenger RNA. Lineage: Eukaryota; Metazoa; Rotifera; Eurotatoria; Adinetida; Adinetidae. The record is from the annotation of a GenBank genome assembly.
AUGAUUCAUUUGAGAAUAACAAUUUCUGUACUCUUAUUUAAACUCCUUCUCCUGUCGCAAUUUAUCAAUAUAGCAAUACAAAAGUCAGCACUUUGUUAUUUAUCCUAUCGACCAGCAGUCGAAUUAAUCGAAUUUGUAGAAGAGUUGGCUGAAGAUGCCAAACAAUACGGUGUGGAUUUAUUCAUUAUGGUUGACAAUAAUGACGUUAAUAUUUCCGCCAUAAACGUUUCGUCAAAUAUUCGACUACUGCAAAUUUCACGAGAGAAAUGCCUUCAACAUAAUUACCAUAAGGCUAUUAAUACUGGAGGUACCUGGCGAUAUAUUACAUCAUGGGACAAAUCUCUUCUCUAUUUCUGUUUGCUCAAUCGAAACUAUUCAUUUGUUUGGUUGUUAGAAGAAGAUGUUUUCAUUCCAAACGUCCAAGUAUUUCGCUCACUACAUGAAUUAUAUUCAAAAACGACUGAUUUGAUCGUUCCUCAUCAUACACUCAACCUGAUCGCAGCGGACGGCUUAUGGCGAUGGGCAAUGGCAUCGGGCAAGUUCCUUCCACCUUGGGCAUGUUCGAUGGUCAACGGUAUUGGAUUUAGUCAACGGAUGCUUUUAGCUAUCGACAAUUACAUUCAAUGGUUUGGAGAAAUACCAUUUCAUGAAUUUUUCUUCAAUACAUUAGCAGUGCAAUUAAAUUUUACGAUUGUCGUUCCAACUGAACUGAAUACUAUCGAAUAUGCAACACCGUACUUUUACAGAGAUGUACGUCAACAACCCAAUAACAUGUGGCAUCCGAUUAAAGAUUAUCCUUUGAGAAAAACAUGGCGAAGAAGUUUAGCUAAUGAAAGUUUGACAUAUAAUUAUACCUUUGAUUUGACUCAUCUACAGAUGUCGUGCAACGGAAAUCGAAAGACAGCAAAUCUCGACCAGUAUUUCAACGAGACAUUUGUGCACUUCGAAUCAAUCAAAGGGAAUUUCUCGACCGAUACUCGUCGUUCAUGGCGCCAACGCUUUUCUGAUCUUGCUCAAGAAUGUCAGAAACAAAACGCGUCUCAGGAAAUCGUAUCCUUCAUAAUGAAACUUGCUGAUCAUGCUUAUAAACUACCUGAACCUCCAGUGCCGGCGUUAGUGACAAGAAAAAGUGAACUUCACAUACAUUUAGAACAAGAAAUAAACGAAACAAAACGCGCUAUCUAUCAGUUUCCAACCAAUGGAACGACCGUUACCGAGCUGCGAAAUAAAAUAGUUGAAUUAAUCAAGAAAUUAACAGUCGAAAUGCGCCGAGAAAUCUUUGAAGAAGAAAAACUACGAAAUCAGACCACUACAUUAUCAACAGUCACUUCAUCUUCAACUACCACUACCAUUUCAUCGACAUCCUCUCCUGUUCCAGCGACAAUCCGCGUGAAAAAUGAACACUUUGACGAAAGUGGCCAUGACAUGCAUCAUCGUAUUAAGAAGAGUACGAAAUUAUUUACAAUAUUGGGUGUUUUCUUUAUAGCAUUGAUAUUUUGCAAGCGGAAAAGCAUUCCUCGACAUACUUCUUUCAAAAUUCUUUUUCUUUUACUGUUAUCAUUUGUUGCUAUAUUUAUCUAUGCUUUUGUGUUGAUUUGA